Messenger RNA from Aspergillus fijiensis CBS 313.89, 789 nucleotides. RefSeq lists its product as uncharacterized. Bases 121 to 531 code for a protein of 136 amino acids. NCBI's taxonomy places the organism in Eukaryota, Fungi, Ascomycota, Eurotiomycetes, Eurotiales, Aspergillaceae. The record is from RefSeq and is a predicted model, not a curated record. The transcript has a single exon.
AAAGCCAUCGUUUUGCCCAGCCUUGCAAGGCUGCAAAUGCUCGGUUUCUGCCGGUCUUUAUUGGCGGUCAGGAGUGAAGAGCGGAGCUACACCUGUCUCUUUUGGGAUUAGUCUCCAGUGAUGGUCCCCACUUCGACUCGAACCAAGUCGGCGAUUCGUUCAUCCCGACUUGCCGACUUCCUGACGGGCCUGACUAACCGCCUUCUUCCCUCCCUCCAGCCCCCAUCACGAGACCGAACAGAGAGACCGACCGGAGACUCGGAAUACUUCCUGUACUUCCCAUUCAUACACUUGAAAUCAUUGACAGGCUUGCCAGGUGGUUGCUUGCUUGCUUGCUUGCUUGCUUGCUUGCUUGCUUCAAGAGCGCAGCAUGACGGACGGCAAACACUACUACUCAUACUCACAGUGAUUCCUUCGGUCACUAAGUCCGCCCGCGCCGGUUCAAUAGUUUAUAUAUUUACCCGGUUUAUCACAAAAAGAAAAAAAAAAAAAAGAACAAGCAUUAAGAGUAUCUUGAUCACCUCCAGGUAACAGCGGAGAAGAGACCUAACUGGUCGACACUGAUGGAACAGCUGUGGUCAACCAAUGUGCCGGGCACGAACAAGGAAUAACUAGCAGAUACCUCACACUACAGCACGGUACGCCUGAUUUGGCCGGGCCCAGCGAUGCAAUGUCUCCUGCAGGUCACUCCCAACCAAGCAAGCAACCCAACCAUGUGUCCAACCCGUGAUCUCUGCACUCGGGGACCAUCAGCACAAGGUGUCCAAAACGGCAACCGUUCAACUGUCC